UUUUAAUCCCACCCGAACAUCAUUACAUCACACAUUCUCUUUACAUUUACACCCUAUCUUUCUUUCUCCUUUCUCUCUCUCUACACUUUCUCACUCCCACAACUCUUUCUCUCUCGUCUACGUCUUUUCUUCCCACCACAAAUCUACACAUCACACGGUGCACCCCGCUAUGAACGGGGGGAGGUAUUGUGAGAUCUGUGGUGAAGGUGGGAUGUAGACGAAAGAGGUGUGUUAGUGAGUGUGGGAGUGAGAAGGUAUAGAGAAAGAGAGAAAGGAUAAAGAAAGAGAGGGUGUUAAGGUAGAGAGAGUUUGUGAUGUAAUGAGUCUUUGUGUGGGAGUAUAGAGAGAGGAGGGGAAAGAAAUAAGGGGUAGGUAGAAGUUGAAAAAGAGUGUGAGGCAAUGUGCUAUAAAAAGUAGUGUAGUGAGAGUGUUAAUCGUGUGUGUAUAAAGCUUGGUACGAAGCCCUAUACACACUGAGGGGAAGAUCUUUAGUGAUCUUUAGUGAGAAAGAGAGUGUGUAAGGGCUUGCUGUGGAGCCAUGCGACGCGGCCGACUGAGGGAGGAGCAUGAGGCCUCGCAUUGGGUCGUGGCCGGAAGUGGCCUAAGGUGUGACCCUAAGUAUGGGGAGAUGUCACUAGACAAAAUGAGGCCAUUAGGCAUGUAAAAGAAAGACAGGCCAACAUAGGUCAUGAGAGGGAGAGAGUCCUGGGAAGUACAUCCUACAGGGAGGGAGAAGGACGUUGUGUGGUGCUUUCGUACGUGUGCAACUUGUGUAAGGGACGGGCACGGUGGAACCGGUACCUCAGCAGGGUGUGAAGGUGAUUAAUUCAGCUGCGUCUUGAUCCACUCAACCAAAAUUUCAUUCGUAUUUCUUAUUAGAAAGAGAUUUGAUUUCUUUUGAGAGGGAGCAGUUGCAUAGGCAUGGAGAUGAAGGAUGCUGUCCAAAGAAAGAUAGAUGAUGCCGAAAACAGUGAUGAUGGAAGCGCCAGAACUGGAACAGUAUGGACGGCAGCAGCCCAUGUGAUUACAGCAAUAAUUGGGACUGGGGUCCUGGGGUUGGCCUGGAGUGUUUCUCAACUUGGUUGGAUUGUUGGCCCCCUUUUCCUUGUUGGCUUUGGUUUUGUGACUUAUUACACAUCAACUCUUCAAGCAGACUGCUAUAGGUACCCUGACCCAGUCACAGGCAAGAGAAACUACACUUACAGGGAAGCUGUUAGAGCCUUUCUAGGUUCAAGAAGUCUGGUAAUGUGCUCAAUCGCACAAUGUGCGAUUCUUUGGGGUAUAAUGAUUGGGUACACAAUCAUAGCAGCCACCAGUAUGAUAGCAGUGAAGAAGUCAAAUUGCUUUCAUAAGAAUGGGCAUAAUGCUAGUUGCAAGACAUCUGAGAAUGUGUUUAUGGUUACCUAUGGAUUGUUUCAAAUAGUAUUGUCCCAGCUACCAAGUAUGCACAAAUUAGCAGUGACUUCGGUGGUGGCAGCGAUCAUGUCGUUUGGUUAUUCAGGGAUAGGCCUCUCUCUAAGUGCAGCAAAGUUGGUGUCUAAUGGUGUGAUCAAAGGAAGCAUUGGAGGAAAUUCUCUAGGGAAUAGAGAGUCCUCUUUGGCGAGCAAUGUGUGGAAUAGUUUCCAGGCUUUAGGAAAUAUUGCUUUCGCAUACGUUUUCGCUCAUGUUCUAACAGAAAUUCAGGACACUUUGAGAUCACAUCCUCCAGAGAACAAAGUCAUGAAGAGAGCUACAUUGUAUGGGAUUGUCGUUACUUCCGUGUUCUACAUGUCUCUUGGUUGUGUUGGGUAUGCAGCAUUUGGGAGUAAAACACCAGGCAACAUCCUCACUGGAUUUGGAUUCUAUGAACCAUUUUGGCUUGUCGACAUUGGGAACAUAUGCGUUGUGGUUCACCUCCUAGGGGCCUACCAGGUGUUCGCCCAGCCGAUCUUUGCGGCCAUCGAGGACCGAGUCUCCUCAAAGUGGCCAUCAAAUUUCUUAUUACAAGCUCGCUAUGAAGUAAAAUUACCUUGUUCAACCCAAACCUCAUGGAGAGUGACCCUUUUCUCUUUGAUCAUGCGCACAACCAUUGUGGUGAUGACAACCUUAGUGGCUAUUCUGGUGCCCUUGUUCAACUCAGUUGUAGGCCUCCUUGGUGCCAUGGCCUUCUGGCCUCUCACUAUAUAUUUCCCAGUUUCUAUGCACAUUGUUCAAGCUAAUGUAACGAGGGGCAGUAUGAAGUGGUUCCUCCUCCAAUGCUUGGUGGGGGCCUCUCUCAUUGUCUCUGUCAUAGCUGGCAUAGGCUCAUUGGUGGACAUAACCAAAAGCCUUAAGCAUUCAAAGCCCUUCCAGGCUAAGUACUAAACCAAUUACCCCCCCCUCCCUCCUCUCUCUCUCUCUCUCUCUUUCUCCUUUAGUUUAGCAGUGGAUGUGAUUGCUUCAUUGUAUACUACUUCUGUAGGUCACUGUACUCGUCUCUCCCCUAACAAAAUCGAAUGCUGGAAGUGAAGUGUAAGAUUUAGGGGCCGCCACUUGGUGUGAUAGUAAAAAGGCUCGGGUAGCCAGUACAAAAGCACGGGCCACUUUGUGCAUAAAAAGCCAAUGGUCUAUAGUUUUUAGCUCACCCUUCUUGGGACCCUGCGUAGACCAGGCCAGGAUUGGGUUACGGCCCUUUUAUGUAAUUGUAA
Amborella trichopoda is the source of this 2666-nucleotide messenger RNA. Its product is annotated as amino acid permease 8. Lineage: Eukaryota; Viridiplantae; Streptophyta; Magnoliopsida; Amborellales; Amborellaceae. The record is from RefSeq and is a predicted model, not a curated record.